Amoebophrya sp. A25 is the source of this 3318-nucleotide messenger RNA. The record is from the annotation of a GenBank genome assembly. Lineage: Eukaryota; Dinophyceae; Syndiniales; Amoebophryaceae.
CGGGGCCUGAGAAAUUGUCGGCGUAUCGUGGAGCAACCGAGUCGUUCGCGCAUGGGGAGGAACAUAAUUUAAGGCGAACGGGGAAUGCUCUUCAAGAAAAUGAUUGAGUGACUUUGUUUCUCAAGCUACUUACCAACCUCGUUACCCAGUUAUCAUUAAUCUCGGUCGGUCGCGGUCCUCUAAGUAGUUCGAUCUUCAGCGGUACACGGCUAUCUCCAUGGCUGGCAUUUGGAAACGUCUCUGCGAGACAGGUUCUUCAACAAGCGCGCGAGUGUGAACGACGUUUCGGGAAGAAAGGGAGUAAUAUGGCUGAAACUACUAAGUAAGUACUUACUUAAUAGUAUGAAAGAAAAGAUGAAGAGCCUGAACUGAGACGGAUGCUGUAAGACCUAAUGUUGAUCGUGGGCUAUUAUAAUACCCUAGACAUUUCUAUUUCUUAUGCAUUCAUGUUGAUCCGCAGUAAAGGAGGCAAAGGCGUGGGAAAGACGGGGAGCACAGGAGCGCGGUUGCACACAGAAUUGCUCUUCCGAGACUUUCUAAGAUUUAGCGCUUUCUGCCUCUGGGGCAAGAAACUGUUUUUGCGCGAUGGACCUAUGUUAUGGCAGGAUCGAUUGUUGUACACUGAUCUAAAAAACAAAUUGAAAUUUAACCGAUCUACAUUUGAGUUCGCAGUUGGUGCAACACCUCGCUUCUCUUUUUUGUGCAUUCUUAUGGCCCAACAUCUAAGUAUUUAUUCUGCAGCAAGUUCUCGGCAUUGCUUAGUAUAAUCAUGGAGCAAGCGAGUCGCUCUGUGUGAAGGCAUGGCAUAUAAUGAUAUGCGCAGACUAGUCGACUGUCUACCUCAGCGUCUACCUCAGCAGACCUUUUGUUUUUGAAUUUUAGGUCUUUCGUGAUCCGAUGAUACUAGUACUAAGCAACUUCUAGUUCUUUCUCUACCCUGCCCUUGUUUCCCUUUCUUACAUUUCACAUUUUUUCACCCUCUGGUCUGAGAGGGGAACACAUACAUUCUACAUUCUUUCAUGCUCCGGUCUCACGUCAGAACACAAGGUCAAAUGGCGCUAUGAUCGCGCUGCUUUUCGGAAAUGGCAGCUAGGCCGGACAGGAUUCCCAUUCGUUGAUGCGGGGAUGCGGGAACUGCUCAAAACCGGGUAUCUCUCGCAUCUACACCGACAAUGCUGUGCCGCGUUCCUUGUUUUAUGACUGCUAUAGAAAGGCAGACUAUGCCUGUGAGAAGAGAAGAGAGGCUACAUCCUAAAGAAGGAGACUAGGUACAUUCUUCCUAUAAUGAUCCGUGAUCUACAAAUCGAUUGGCGCUGGGGCGCGGAACACUUUGAAGCUACCCUGGUGGACUACACGCCUGAUGCAAUUAUGGUUUAUUCUCAUUCCUCGAUGGAUUAGAAUUACCAUUUUCAAAAUUGACCUUCGUAAGAGUCUAAGUUUUUCCUGUCGAUUAUCUUUUGCUCCUGCAGUGAUUUUACUUGAAACAAAAGGGUCACUGAGGAGUAUAGGUUAGCCUAUGUUUCUAGGCUACUUUGGGAUUUCGAAAUGAGAAACUCAAACUUCUAACUUAAACUGGGGAAAUUGGGCUUAUCGUAUCUUACCUAGACCUUGCCUUGCUGUCUCUCGGGAAAAGUGGAUUCUUGCUGAACAGACAAAGCAGAAGGUGCAGGUUUCGCGCUCUGGUGGUGCUGCGAAUAACAAAACAGAAACUGAAACUCAGACCUCUUCUAGUAAUCAAAAUGUUGCCUCAAGAGACAACCAGAAGGUUAAGCGUGGAUCCUCUAGUAAUAUGAAUAUAUUAAAUGCUCCAGCAAAAGGACCAAGACCAGGUGGGCAGAAAGAGGAGGCUGCAGUAGAAGACAGAAGUGGACGCGGAGAAGCUACUUCGUCCCAGCACUACAGCGAGAAUCUUUUAACACCUAUAGCACAAGUAGGACGACCGCCAUCCCCCGUGCCACACCUCAGCACGAUGGAGUGUGUCGUUUGGCCUGUGGUGCAUGAUUCUCGGAUGGAACACACGUUAUUUUGGGUGCCCGAACUCCAGCCAAUCUUAAGGCUUCCCGAUAUUCUUUUUAUUUCUACGUGCCCCCUCGACUUCGCGUACAAGAAGAGGUUAGUGGUUUAAAUUAAUCGAAUCGUUUUUUACGACGCAUCCUACUUUGACGUGCUGUUGGUGUUUCCAGGAGGACACACUUCUCUCAACAACUUCCUCCACUUGAUUGUCGUUGAAAUGCAAAGGCUAAUAAAAGCCAAGUACAAACACCUCAAGAAUAGGUACAAUCAUCAUCAUCAUCAUCAUCAUCAUCAUGUCAUAAGAUCAAGCACACCUGAAAGAGGGGACUUUUAAAUUUCAGGUGGGAAAGGGAGUAUCGAUAUUUUUAAGGUCUAAGAAUAUUUGACUCUCUGGGACCUGACUUCGCACGGGAGCCGUGGAGAGCGUUGGAUCUAGAAAGUGGUGAUCUCCCGUCGUCGAUGGGUUCGUCUUCUAUUGGCGAAAAACGUCGAGGUAAACACCAGGGCCAGAAAGAUCCCGGUGGUGAAGUGAUAUCCAUUCGGCCUUAUAAUUAAGGUACUAGAUACGAAUACUUAUAAAUAUUUGAUCGAGACGAGUCUUUUUCUGGUUUCUGUCUUUCCUAGUUAGGUGCCCCACCACUACUGUCCCAGGAUGUGGACGACUAUACUGAGUCGCGAAAUCACCCCUGAUCUGAGGGGGGAAAUAAAAGGGGAAGAGGGCAACAUACUCGACCAGGGAUAGUGUGGUAGUACGUGUAAGAAGAUCCCCAGAGCAGCUGUCCUUUAUUGAUUUGAUAUUCGUCCUAGCGGAGGACGUUGAGCAAGAAAGAAGGGAACUUAAGCAGCAGCGCUCUAAUAUAAAGAUUCCCCGCUCUGGUUUUGCGCAGCAAAUCGAACCAAUUGGGAUUACGAAUAUUAUUGGCUGCGCCCUGGGAAAGCGGUUGUGUGGCAAACAGAUGAUACAGGACCAACAUCAAGAAGUUCUUGCUCUUUCAAAGACAGCACCACAGCGACAACUAGUAUUGCAGCCGCGGGCAUGAAAAUGGAGAAGCCGACUCCAUUUUCUGAGAGAAGGUAUUGGCCGCCGAUGGUAACGCCAGUGAAUUUGAUACUCGAUUUGAAACAACUACCGAUUCAAAACUUCGUAUGGAAGGAAACUGUCUGAUGGACGUGAUGUGAUGUGUAGUCUGAAGGAUGUGACUCAAAACUUCGCAUGGAAGGAUGAGAUGUGUAGACGGGAAGCGCCUUUUAACGAAGUUCCAAGAAUGAACUCAAACGAUGUCGCAAUAGUUGCAUUACCCGACG